Colletotrichum graminicola M1.001 is the source of this 1656-nucleotide messenger RNA. RefSeq lists its product as uncharacterized. Lineage: Eukaryota; Fungi; Ascomycota; Sordariomycetes; Glomerellales; Glomerellaceae. The transcript is spliced from 2 exons. The record is from RefSeq and is a predicted model, not a curated record. Gene Ontology annotation, molecular function: zinc ion binding; DNA-binding transcription factor activity, RNA polymerase II-specific. The coding region runs from base 1 to 1656 and encodes 551 amino acids. Gene Ontology annotation, biological process: regulation of DNA-templated transcription.
AUGGCCAGCGACAGCUUGCCUGGGACGACGAGGUUCAUCCUCAACCAGAGGCCGCGGUUCACCAGGGCCAGCAAUCCCAAAGUCCGCACCGGGUGCGCCACCUGCAGGAACCGCCGCAAGAAGUGUGAUGAAGGCAAGCCGGCUUGCGCGACAUGCCUCAAGUAUCAAGGGUACUGUCCUGGCUACCCAGCCAGCAAGACGCAACCCACCGCGAUAGCCCAGAAUAGCCGGCCCCUCCUCCCCAAGCUAGCGGCAGCGGCGGACCGGGCCGAGUGCGACGGGCUGAUGACGCGGCGCCCGAAGUACGCAUCCUUCGUCUUCUCCGACCAGCUCGAGAGGGACCACUUCGAGUACUGGCGGAGCUUCGUAGACAGCAGCGCCCUGUUCCACUGCGAGCUCCUCUCCCGCAUCGUCCCUCAGCUCUCCUGGAACGACCCGGCCGUCCGGCACGCGACGCUGGCCAUCGGUGCGGCGGUCUUCAGCAACACCACGCGGGAGCAGCGCAUCCUUGGCAAGGGCGAUGCCCACCUGGCCGCCCUGUCGCACUACGGCAAGGCGCUGCGGCUGCUGAAUUCGGUGCCAGUCUCCCCCGAGAGGUCCCUGUUCAUGUGUAUCCUGUUUAUGGCCUUCGAGUGCGUCCGGGGCCGCACGGCCGCGGCGCUGGUCCACAUCAACUACGGGGUCCGCGUCAUCGAGCACCUGCACCACCAGCGCGGCGACCCGCUCGUCUCGUUGCCGGCCACCCUCAUCGACGGUUUCCGGCACCUCAACUUCCAGCUCUGGGCCCUGAACGGCGUCCGCCUGCAGGAGACACGCGAGCGCGUGCCGUGGUGCUGCCGCGGGCGCCGGGCGCGGUACGCCGUGGAGGAGAUGCCAGCCGCCUUCGAGACGCUCGAUUGGGCCAACUGGUGGUGGAACCAGGUCCGGCACCACGUCGAGCACCGCGCUCCCCUGUACAACAACUUCCAGGUCAAGGGGUCCUCGCCGUCCGGGAAGGCGGCGGCGGUGGACCAACCGCCGCGCGGGUACGACUCGCCCGAGUCCGCGAGGCGCAUCCGGACGUUCAUGCGCUAUCUGGACGCGUGGGCCGCUGCCUUCGCCCCUCUCGCGAUGAGUGCCGAGGCCAGCAGGGCGGCGAACCUGGCCGAGUACCUCAAGGCGCUCGACCUGCGGAUCCACUACCUCUGCCUCUGGAUCGGGGUGCGCAGCGCGGGCUGGACCGACGCCGCCGAGACGGCGAGGCUGACGCCGGCUUUCCGCGACAUCGCCACCCUGAGCAGGCGGUUCCUCACGGAGCAGGCGGCCCAGCGGCAGUCGGGCCCGGGCGGCGGCGAGGUCUUCACCAUCGAGGACGGCCUGACCUGGCCCCUGGCCUCCUCGUACCGCCUGUGCGCGUCUCCCGACGUGCGCCGCGAGAUCGUCCGCCUCUUCAGGGAGUACCCGCGCCGCGACAGCCUGCUCGACACCCAUGCCUUCCUCGUCAUGAUGGAGUGGACGGACAAGGCGGCCUCCGCCGGCAUCAUCGGCGGCGAGGAGCAGAGCCCCGCCACCGAACGCGUCGUCUUCGACGGCGACGCCGUCGUGCUCCAGAAGCAGCUCUGGGACUCCGAGGCGUCCAGGUGGAGGAAGAAGAAUAUCAGGCUCAGCAUCUUGUGA